CUCUCACAGACAGAUAAGAGUCAGGCAAAAGAAAGGACAUGUUCAAAGUACUGCUUUGGUGCCCCCUCUUUGUUGGUAUUGUCCGCGGUGGGACCUGGAGUAACCCGACCUGUGCCCCGGGACGUCACACCAUCACGCACCUGUUUGAGUGGAAAUGGAGCGACAUCGCCGCGGAGUGUGAGCGCUUCCUCGGUCCCAUGGGGUACUGCGGGGUCCAGAUUUCCCCUCCCAGUGAGAACAGGAUAGUGACUAAUCCUAACCGACCCUGGGAGGAAAGAUAUCAGCCCGUGUCCUACAAAUUGGUCACCAGAAGUGGAAACGAGGCUGACCUCCGAGAUAUGAUACAGAGAUGUAAUAAGGUCAAUGUGAGAAUCUAUGCUGACGUCGUGUUUAAUCACAUGACCGGAUCUGGAGCAUCCGGAACCGGAACUGGUGGCUCUCACUGGGACAGCGGCACCCUAAGUUACCCCGGCGUCCCUUUCUCUGCCUGGGAUUUUAAUGGUGGUACCGAAUGUAGCACAGGAGAUGGCAGCAUCCAUAAUUACAACGACCCUAACGAAGUGCGAAACUGUCGUCUGCUGAGUAUGGCCGAUCUGAAACUAUCCAAGGAUUACGUACGUGACACCGUCGCGGGAUAUUUGAAUCACCUGAUAAGUUUGGGAGUGGCUGGUUUCAGAGUGGACGCCGCUAAGCACAUGUGGCCCGGAGAUCUUCGCGCCGUUUUUGAGAGACUGCAUGAUUUGAAUACCGCCUAUUUUACUGCAGGAACCAAACCCUUUAUAUACCUGGAGGUGAUUGACUUAGGAAAUGAGCCAAUCAAAGCCGCGGAAUAUACCGGUAUUGCCCGCGUCACAGACUUCAUUUAUGGCAUAAAAAUAGCUGAAGUGUUUAGACACCACAAUCAAGCAAAAUGGCUGAGGACCUGGGGGGACCAUUGGGGGAUGCCUAACUCCAAUGACGCUGUUGUUUUCAUCGAUAACCAUGAUACACAAAGGGGACACAGCGGGGAAGGUGGCGUUCUGACAUUUUACGAACCACGGUCUUACAAAAUGGCGACAGAGUUCAUGUUGGCGCAUCCUUACGGCUUUACGCGUGUGAUGAGCAGCUACCGAUGGAACAGAGACUUCCAUGAUGGUAGAGAUCACAAUAGCUGGAUGGGACCCCCUCAUAAUGGCGACAUGAGCAUCAGAAGUCCCUCCAUACAACCAGACAUGUCUUGUGGAAAUGGAUGGAUAUGUGAGCACAGAUGGCGUCAAAUAUACAACAUGGUUGCCUUCCGUAACGUUGUCAUGGGAACGACAAUGACAAAUUGGUGGGACAACGGUGACUACGCCAUCGCUUUCUCUAGAGGAAACAAGGGUUUUAUCGUCAUCAACGCGGGAACUUCAGAUAUCAAUGUAAACUUACAAACUGGCUUGUCACAAGGAACGUAUUGUGACGUAAUUUCCGGUAAUUACGAAAAUGGCAGCUGUACCGGAAAUGAAGUUCACGUUGGUGGUGAUGGACACGCCCAUUUUCACAUCAGUUCCGGAAGUGAGGAUCCAGUGAUCGCUAUACAUAUAGGUGCAAAGAAAGGUUCGACAAAGAAGGUGACAACAUAGCGAAAUGAAGGAUCAUAUUAGGUGCCUCAUAUAGAAAGCAUAUCUUUUAAAUUUACUUUUUAAAAAAUGACAAACCAUCA
This is a messenger RNA of Magallana angulata, 1681 nucleotides long. RefSeq names its product alpha-amylase-like. The coding region runs from base 39 to 1601 and encodes 520 amino acids. Lineage: Eukaryota; Metazoa; Mollusca; Bivalvia; Ostreida; Ostreidae. The transcript has 8 exons. Gene Ontology annotation, biological process: carbohydrate metabolic process. Gene Ontology annotation, molecular function: cation binding; alpha-amylase activity. The record is from RefSeq and is a predicted model, not a curated record.